This is a messenger RNA of Lepisosteus oculatus (spotted gar), 6806 nucleotides long. It is a transcript of the gene mfhas1, whose product is annotated as multifunctional ROCO family signaling regulator 1. Lineage: Eukaryota; Metazoa; Chordata; Actinopteri; Semionotiformes; Lepisosteidae. Gene Ontology annotation, molecular function: protein binding. The record is from RefSeq and is a predicted model, not a curated record.
CGCACUGUUAGGCGUUGCUGCAGCUCCGGUCUCUCGGCGCAGCUACAGCUGCAGUCGGUGAAGCUAAGGCGGAGGGACUCGGCAAGGGAGGAACACGGUACGUGUGUUACUUUGGUCGGAUCAUUUCUUAAAUCUGCUAAAAACUGGACGGAAUGUGAAUGUCGUGGUACCGGAGGACGCGCUGGCGGUGCCAGGCGACCUGCCUGCCGUAUUCAGUGGACUGUUCAGGUUAAUUCUCCUCAUUCAUUGAGGUAGGCUUUUUUUCUGUUCUCCAUGGCGCAGAUGAAAAGGAUGCGAAUAUUCUUGUUUUUGCCCUGUUCAUAUCAUUUUAUGAUAGAAAAGCGAGGCGUUAUUGCCGCUCGUAAUGCCUUUGUUUCAAUGACGAUAAAUGUGCAGAAGACUCGAAUUGGGAAGGAACUGGGACAAAUAAUCAUGCUGCCAGGAUAAUAGAUGACUACUCUCAAUGAAAACAUAGAGGAGGGGUCUUAGUGAAACCAUGGCUGAGAAGGAGAACAAUCUGAAAACAGCCAGGUUGUGGAGAGAUGCUGCUCUGCGCUCCAGGAAGCUGAGAAGCAACCUGCGCCAGCUGACCCUGAGCACCAAUAACAACCAGAAGAUCACUCUUCCAGAGAACAUCAAUGAGAUAGAAGUCCUCAAUCUUGGCAACAACUCUUUGCAGGAGCUGCCAGAUGGAUUGGGGGCCACACUUACCAACCUGCGCAUUCUGAUAUUAAGGAGGAAUAAAUUUACCUAUGUUCCUUCCGCUGUUUUUGAGCUCAGGCACCUGACGGAGCUGGAUCUAAGUCACAAUUGCUUGGGUCACUUUUCUGAGGAAAUACAUUGCUUGAAUAGCCUGAAAAAGCUGUGCAUCAGUCACAACAAAAUCAAAUCUCUGCCAACGCAGAUAGGCAUGUUACAUUGCUUAGAGGAGCUGGAUAUUAGUUUUAAUGAGCUGCGCGAGCUCCCUUGCUCUUUUUCCCAGCUGAAAAAGCUCAGAACACUGGAUGCAGACCACAACAAACUCACUCACUUCCCAGAGGAAAUUCUGUCACACAAUGACCUUGAAGAGUUGGACUGUUCAGGCAACAGGUUUGAGGGAUUGCCAGGUGGAAUUAUGAUGCUUCAGUCCAUCAAAAUCUUGUGGCUGAGUAGCACAAGAAUUUCCACUUUGCCUGAGACAUUCUGCGAUCUGAGGAAUUUGGAAAGCCUAAUGCUGGACAAUAAUUCUUUGAAAGCUUUACCACAGGCCUUUGGAAAAAUGCAAAGACUGAAAAUGCUGAAUCUUUCUUCCAACUCCUUUGAAGAGUUCCCUCUGGUUAUUCUUGAGAUCUCUGGUUUGGAGGAACUGUACUUGAGCAGAAACAGACUGACGCUUGUUCCAGAAGAUAUAGGCAAGCUAUGCAAACUUGCCAAUUUGUGGCUGGACAAUAAUAAAAUUACGUACUUACCUGAUUCCAUAGUGGAGCUUGGGCAAUUAGAAGAGCUGGUAUUACAGGGUAACCAAAUUGCCAUCCUUCCUGACAACUUUGGAAAACUCUCCAAGGUUAAUAUAUGGAAAAUUAAAGACAACCCGCUCGUGCAGCCUCCUUAUGAGGUGUGCAUGAAAGGCAUCCCUUAUAUAGCGGCCUAUCAGAAAGAACUUGCACAUUCCCAACCUGCUGUGAAGCCGAGGUUAAAGCUGGUUCUGAUGGGGCUAAAGGAUGCUGGGAAGACUAAUCUGAGACAAUGCCUCAUUACAAAGCCCCAGGACAUGACUGUUGGAAAUGGAAAUAAAGGGAUUGACGUGACAAACUGGACAGCAGAUGCUGAACGGAGCCUAACCUUUAUUGUGUAUGAUUUGUCCGGAGCGCAAAGCUAUGAUCUGAUAAAGCCGUUUUUUCUUUCUCCAGGUGCUUUGUACAUUCUUGUUGUCAACUUGAAAACAUAUGUAUCCAGGCAUUUUUAUACUUGUGUGGGGUACUUCUUGCAUCUUCUUAGUGCCAAAGUCCCACACGGUGUUGUGUGCAUUGUAGGGACUCACACCGAUUUAUGCGACGAGGUGGAAAUUGAAGAAAAAUGCCUGGAUAUCCACCGGCAGAUUGCCCUCCAAGAAAAAAGAGACACGGAGUUCUUACAAGGCCUGGUGCAAAAGGUUGACGAAGCUCUCAACCAGGACUAUGACAUGAGGAAUUCUAGCCCCCAUGUGUUUUACUAUGGGGUUUCUGACAGAAACCUUCGGCGCAAGAAAGCGCAGCUGCAGUAUCUACUUAACCACCGUCUCCAGAUCCUCUCCCCAGUCUUCUGUGUCAGUUGUGUCCGAGACCUCCGAAACACACAGAGGCUGAAGGAGAAGCUCAUGUCGGUCGCCGAACAUCGGGAAAUCUUCCCCAACCUGCACCGGAUCCUUCCCAAGUCCUGGCAGAUGCUGGAGGAGUUGCACUUUAAACCCCAAGAUCUCUGGCUGUCCUGGUGGGACUCCGCCAGGCUGGGACUGCAAGCUGGACUUACAGAGGAUCGUCUGCAAAGUGCUCUCUCUUACCUGCAUGAGAGUGGAAAGCUGCUCUACUUUGAAGACAGCUUGAGCCUCAAGGAGUAUGUCUUCCACAACCUCCCAAAGUUCAUCGACAUCCUCAAUGUCUUCUUCCAGAGGGACGCUGUUACGCUCCUGGAGAAGCUACUCUGUGAAUCUGAUGGGGACCAGAUGAGAGCCACCCAGCUCCACCACUAUGUGGAAGGGUUCCUUCUUCAUGGCCUCCUGCCUUCACACAUCAUCCGGCUGCUCCUGAAGCCCCAUAUACGGACUCAGCAGGACCUGCACCUCAUCCUUGAGCUACUUGAGAAGAUAGGCCUCUGUUACUGCAUAAACAAGCCUAAGUGCAAGCCUCUGAAUGGUGCCACCAUGUGGUACAUGUUCCCCAGCUAUGUUAAAAAUGAGGUGCCACAUGCAGAAGCCUGGAUCAAUGGAGGGUCUGGUGUUUCUGGGCAGCUGUUUUCAGUGGAGCAGCUGCAGAUUGAGUACAGCUUUCCAUUUCUUUUCCCCCCUGGCCUUUUUGCCAGGUACAGCGUACGGAUCAACACCCAUGUGGUGCAACGCUCGGAUGGCAAGUACCAGAUAUUUGCCUAUCGGGGAAAAGUCCCUGUUGUGGUCAGCUACCGGCCUUCUCGGAGCAGGCUGCAGGCAGAAACCUUGUCCAUUGCCAGUCAUGCCUCUUUGCCAAAUAUCUGGACAGCUUGGCAAGCUAUAACCCCUUUAGUGGAAGAGUUGAAUGUCCUUCUCCAGGAAUGGCCAGGCCUUUACUACACUGUGCAUGUCCUCUGUUCCAAGUGCCUUAAAAGAGGGUCACCUAAUCCCCACACUUUCCCAGGGGAGCUGCUGAGCCAGCCCAGGCCAGAGGGAGUGACGGAGAUCAUCUGCCCAAAGAACGGAUCGGAACGUGUCAAUGUGGCUCUGAUUUACCCCCCCACCCCCACCGUGAUCAGUCCCUGUUUGAAAUGAGGGUCCCCCAACUCCAGCUCCUCCAGCCCCUCGCCACACAGCUGCCCCCCAUGUCAACAUGUCAGCCCCCUGUCAGCACCGGCAUCCCUGCAACCAACACAUCACUGUCAGACCAAAGAACAGCACAGCUCCACUCCAUGGUAUCAGAAUGGCCAGUCUUAUGGAUGCCUACGUAUUAUGCAAAAGGACAACAACAAAACAAACAAGACUGGGAAGCUGACAAUCCACGAGCAAGUAUCUGGCUCUGGUGGAAGCAUGGACCCUCACCUCUGUUUCAAGCCAGACCAGCUGGACAAUUCUUGCUGCUUUUCCGGCCUCACGGUCAUCGCAACUGUUGUCCCAUAAUGUUGCUCUACAACAACCAGGCCGAAUAAACAGUGAGGCAGAAAGAGGAAGAUGCAGUUGGGUGUAUGUUAUUUUUCCUGUGGCUUCUCAGGGAUUAAGUAUGUAACAGAAGCGCACUUGAAAGCCAUAUUUACUCUCCCAACAUGGUUUGGACUUAAUGUGAAAGUGAGCAGAUCAUUCACUGAAACAAAAGCAGCCUGGGGUGGUGAUGGUGAUGGUGAAGAAGGGGUUCUUUUCCAGGAAAUAAUGUGAAAAAAGAAGAGAACAACAACAGUGGGCCUGUCCUACUGCAGCAGUUCUGAAGGACAUACUGCGAUGUGCAGAACUGCAGAUACCAGCGAGGUGGGAAGUUCUUAAGAGGGCUGGGAUCAGAAUGUCAAAAGAUUUAGUUCAGGAAGUCUGAACUAAAGGACAGAUUUAAAACGUCAAUGGGUUUUUUUAAGAGUUUGUAAAACGGUCUCCUGAUCCACAAAGCAAAUCCUGCUUUUCCCUUACCAUAUAGUAGUCAACAAUCCUGCAGGCUGCAUUCCCAAACUCCAGGGCUAAAUCUGUGGGGCUUUAGCAGCCAGGUUCAUCACAUACUCUAAUUGUCCUGUUAAUGCUGGUGUAAGGCAGGACUAAUCAAUACGCACUGGCGUCAUGGAUCUGAGAAAUCAUGUUGAAUUUAUAUAUAAUAUAUUUAAUCUCUAAUAAUGUCCUCAUGAUUCUUGAUAUCAAUUCUCAAGCCAAUCCUGCUAUUGUCUGCAGACAACAGCCUUGAUAGAGGAGCACAGCAGCUGUUUCAGCUGAUUCAAAAAACAUUCAAGGGAAGCGAUAGAGGGGAAAUCGAACAAAUAAGUAGCACACUCUAAAGUAAAUAUUUUAGCAGGACAGAAUUUGGUAUCCUAUUGUAUUUGCCCUUGACACUGCACUUCACAUGCCUUUUAAAUUGUUCACUCCAUUGACAGCAUUUUAUCUAGGAGCUUCCUUUUCCUGUGACACCUUACCGAAUGUUAGUUCAUGAAUUCUAAGUUCAUUAGAUAAGUGUCCUGUUGUUGUAAUGCUCCUUGCAUUUGUUAAGUAUUUGCUGCUUUGGGAUUAUCAGGAUUAUCAGACCAGACGUCCAGGAUAGGCCUUGGGGCUCACAGAGAAGAGGGGAAGAUGAUGUGGUCGCAUACUCUGAAAUGUGUUCCAUGGCCACCUCCAGUUCCUUUUCAAGCUCCUGGUGGCAGGCAGGUCAUGAAGGUCACUGUUGUGUAACUGCCUCAGUUAGCUAGUGGCACAGUCUGGAUACAAACCAGUGAACUCUAGUGUCUAACCAAGAAUAGCCUCAAUGGCAUCCUUACUGGCUGAUCCACGAAGAGCCCCACCAUUGCUCUCAUUUAUACCCUUGGUUUUUCCUUUAGCGUCUGCAGAUUCAGGACAAUCUUUGUGACUGUUGUUACUCUUCUGUCUCAUCUCUUACAUUUGCUGUGGUGUCACCAACCUGCUAAUAAAGUCAAAGUCAGGAAGAAGUACAUUAGUUGGGCAACAAUUUUGAAGUACAAAACCACUCACCUGAAGUAAUGAGUGAACAAUCCACACAACUCCACCCUCCCCCACCAUUAUUCUGUCAGGGGAUGCUUCUGUUCUGUGUUUUAAAAAACGUCACCUUUCUCCGCCUCCCAUAUUUGAGCCAAGGACAAAUGUGGGCAGUUGUGAUUUCACUGCCUGUCGAACUGCUCUCUUUUCAGUUUGCCACCAUAAUGGGAAGAAGCUAAAGGGUUACUGAGUGCAGAAGGGCUGGGCUCAGUCUGGAUGUUGAUUGCCUGGUUCCUGUGGUUCAUUAUGAUUUCCUUUCCCCUCUUCUCUACAAAUGUGCUGCCCACUGUAUUCACCUGUUUUUGGAAAGAUUGCCAUAACUAACUACCUUCCUUUCACUGUGUGUUUUCUCCUGUGCUCUUGCUGUGCAGUGACUGUAACACAUCCACUCCACUAUGACAGGAAAUUGAAAAAUGCUUAAUUGGACCUUUAAUAAAGAAUUUACUGCCGUCAGUUACAAUACUGUCAGAGUCUGAUAAAGGGCAGUGAAAGCAUAAUAAAACCAUAGGAAAAUGAAAUGCAAAUAAGGUAGUGUUCCCUCGUGCAGAGGAAAGCUCCAGUAAGUGUAAUAUUAUCCUUACAUCUACUAUAAUUGACAUUUUUUUACAAACAGGGGCAAAAAAAUGUUGCAGAUUGAACCUGAACCAACAUACAGACAUCUUAAACAUAUCAUGUUCCUGGGGAAUGCACAGGUCUAUCUUUAAAUAGAUUUUUCAUUUUCUUUCUUGUUGCUUUGUGUAUCAGUGUGAAUCAGUAUUUUAUGCAACAGUGGACUAUUGCAUGAAACACCGUUCGAAGUUUCACUAUUUCCCUCAGGUGCUUCUUGUGUUUAUAAGAUUAAUACAAAGCGGCACAACGCAUUGAAUCUCUAAUUUAAGAAAUAGGUAAUGUUAACAUAAUUUCAUAUUUGUGGUGUUUUAUGCAACCAGUCCCAAGGGCCUAAAAGUGCAAAAAGAUUAAUGCGUUAAUGAAAGCAACAAUACUGAGGCUAUUUCUUUUCCUUUAUUUUGUUGCUGAGAUGUUUUAUUAUUUAAUUAAUCAAGCUUUUAUUUUUUGUACCUGUUUUUUCUUUAGUCUGUGUUCACAGAGAAACAAACAUCUACUUUGUCCUAGGAUAGUAGAUUUUUUUUCUAAUCAUUUCUUUCCCAAGAGGGAAGUAAACUUGUAAACAGUAUGUAAAGUCAGGAAAAACUGUAAAAUUUGUAUGUAAUAUCUUUAUUUUUUUAAAAAACCUGAUUGACACAUUUAAAUCCAGCUGUAUUCAACUUCAUUAAGCAUUAGUAACCAUACAAUGUUAUGCAUGGGUCACCGGCUCAGACGCAAUGUUGUAUAUUGCUAUUUUUAUAGCUGGGGAGGUCGUUUCACUACAGUUACUCUGAAACAAAAAUGAGCACCAAAUCCAAAUAAAUAUUUGCCUUUCAUUCUC